This is a messenger RNA of Penicillium salamii, 783 nucleotides long. Lineage: Eukaryota; Fungi; Ascomycota; Eurotiomycetes; Eurotiales; Aspergillaceae. The record is from the annotation of a GenBank genome assembly.
AUGGCAUCUAAAGCACUCGCAAUUAUUGCAGGCGUUGGCCCUGGCACGGGCGCAUCAAUUGCCAGGAAAUUUGCAAAGGCCUACUCGGUUGUAGUCUUGGCCCGAAACCCGGACAACUAUGAUCCUGUUGUCCAGGAAAUUAAUUCCAGCGGUGGCCAAGCCAUCGGCAUUAGCACCGAUGUCUCCAGCUCGAACAGUGUCAACGCUGCCUUUGACAAGAUUGCAGAGCAAUACCCUUCUCAUAAGGUGGCAGCCGCUGUGUUCAAUCCUGGGGGUGGCUUUGUUCGCAAGCCGUUCCUUGAGUUGACAGAAGCAGACUAUUCAACUGCACUUGCCUCUCAAGGACAAGGAGCUUUUAAUUUUGCCCAGCGUUCUAUUCCACUGCUUCUAGAAGCACGGGGAGCCUCGGAACAUCCACCCACUCUCAUCUUCACCGGCGCCACCGCCAGUCUUAAGGGCUCAGCCAACUUUGCAGCUUUUGCUUCGGGCAAGUUCGCAUUACGUGCACUAGCGCAGUCGCUUGCUCGGGAAUUCGGGCCUCAGGGUCUUCACGUUUCGCACACGAUCAUCGAUGGCAUUAUUGAUAUCCCUCGAACCAAAGCUUGGGUGUUAGAGCAUGAGGAUGCCAAGUUGAACCCGGAUGCAGUAUGUCCUUCUCCUGGCAAUUGGUGUAACUUUACUGAUGGUAUUCAGAUCGCGGAUUCAUAUUGGUAUCUGCAUACCCAACCACGGACUACCUUUGCUUUUGAGCUCGAUCUGAGACCUUACAUCGAGAAGUGGUAG